Messenger RNA from Haliotis rubra (blacklip abalone), 1216 nucleotides. RefSeq lists its product as uncharacterized. Bases 104 to 1216 code for a protein of 370 amino acids. NCBI's taxonomy places the organism in Eukaryota, Metazoa, Mollusca, Gastropoda, Lepetellida, Haliotidae. The record is from RefSeq and is a predicted model, not a curated record. The transcript has a single exon.
GUCCACGAGAAAGCUUUGAAUAUCCUGUUUCCAGAACACAUCGCCAUCCAACGGCGAUUGAUCCAUGUAAGGGAGGAAACCCAGAUAUUAUAACAUAGCCUAGAUGAGAAUAGCCAUGAUUUGUUCGUGUCGUAAGCGGUCUUUGGAAACCAAUACUCCAAUACUGGAUGUGGAGAGAAUACUACAAGAUUAUGCUUGGAAAGAUUUUAAAGAAAAAAGUCGACGAGUUGAAAAGAUAUUCCUGCGCAGACGAGAUUUCGAUGUUGAGGUUCCUAUGAACUACUUCCAUUUUGAAGACACUGACACGAUUCUAAAAACAAAAGAUUCCAAACCAAAAACGAAAGCAGCAGCCGGUCAAUCUAUUUCAGAAACAUCGGUCCUGCAGACACAGUUCAGAAACAACACCAAUAAAUGUCAGACGUACAAGUUCAGAACAGAAAGGACAAGGAAGGCCACGAUCAGUGUCUCAUUUCAGAGAGGUUUUUCAAUUGGUGGGAAAGCUCAGUUUAAACUCGGACUCCCGAAGAUGAUGUCUCUAGGGUGCGAUGUUGACAUGAGACUGCAAAUAUCCAAAACGACUGGGGAAACGUUUGAAGAAACGCUGACAUUUGAGGCUAAUAGUGAUAUCAAUGUGGAGGAAAACUGCGACUACACUGCGAAUGUGGCCUUCACUGAGAAAGAAAUAUCAGCUGAGUUCAUGGUGCAGACGUUCAUGAGGAUGCCGACAGGAACAGCGCCUGUGUACAUCAGACGAAAACGAGACCAUGAACUUUAUGCAACAGUUUUUAUAAACGACCUCAAAGACGUUUUCGCCGAUUAUAAAACUUCCGCAGAAAUCAUUGACGAGUCUGCUGUGGGUGCAAAUGUUGCUCAGUAUGCAAUCGAGUUCACUACAACUGGAAUUGUUGAGGGAAUGCGGCUUUCUGGUCAGAAAAUAUAUCUUGACUCUAAGAAGUUAGACAAGGGAGCUAUUUCCCAUCAGACAGUGAUGACAGUGCUGAGGAAGACUCUACAGAUGGCGCCUCCGUGUCUACGUCUCCGCCCUCUGAUGCUGGCACUAACACAAGCAUGGAGACACAAUCGCUUCCUGAGGACAAGAAUGAGGACGUUUUUGACAAGACGACACCUUGUUCUUUGGGAACGCCUUCUCCCAAACCAAGUCCCGGAAAACUACCCUCUAAGGAUACGCAUAAGGAAACAGGCAAAGUGCCACUAA